GGAUUCCUUCCCGCAGCCCUGACAUCUGUUUUCAGGCAGAUAACACCACUUGCAGCAGCUGCUGCCCCCACACGCGAGUCCAAGUUUCAUGGGGCAGAACGCGACGGCCACGGAGCGCAAGGGGAUGCAGCGCCCAGCGCUCUGCCAGCUCACGGCCUCCUGUCUCUCCCCCUCUUUUCCUUUCCGGAUAAAGUCGGGAUGCAAACGCACAUCCGCGCCGUGGCCACGCAGCCCGGCCGUACAGACCUGUCACCUCCAUCAGAGCUUUUUUCGGCUCAUUCAUUUUGUGCCGGGAGAGGCGUCAGACUGCCAGCCCCGGGGACAAUCGCUCUCGCGCAGGACGGCUCCGGCACAGGCAAGCAGAAGGUGGCUGUUCAGCUCCUACAAGCGAGUCUCCUCCCGCUCUGCAGCCCCGUCCCCCAGCACCGCAGCUCAUCCCUCGUGCCCAUCACAGAAUCGGGGACCGUCAGCAAUGGGGACCAGCUCAGGGGGUGUCCCUGGAGGGCCCCCCCCACCCCGCACGGCUCCCACCUGCCCACGCGGGGCUGCAGAGGCCCCCGUGCAGCCGCUGCUUCAACUCCUGCAGCUCCCACACGCAGGGGACAAACACCAACCCGCUGCCACCAGCCAGCACCACCCUCGGCCGCGGUGCCGCUUCUCGGUGGGUGCUGCCCUGUGGGAUCCCGGGGGGCUCUGGGGGGGAACCCCCUGGCCUGGGCAGCCCCUGGGACCCCCAGCACCAACCGCAACACUUCACACCCUACAGCCCUCAGGGGAGAGCGGUGGCCCCAGUGCCCCGGGGCUGUCCCGGUGGGUCCCCAGCACCUGGAGGGGCAGUUUGCAAGGCUGAGCCUUCACAACACAGACACCCCUGUGGGGACAAUCCCUGGCAACAACGUCCCCCCGGGCAGUGACGUCCCCCCAAGCCACUGUGCUGCCCACCAUGCCCAAGCCAUUGGGGACCCUCAGGCUGCUGAAGCAGAUGCUUCAGGAUCGCUCCCUAGACCCAGGACGGUCCUAGCAGUGUCCCCAAGCCUGGGGAUCCUGGUGGCCAUGGCAGAGCCAACCCCAACCACAUCAGCUCAUUCUCACUGCCCGUGGAGCCGCUCAUCCAACCCAUCCUGCAGGCCACCGACACGGUCCUGAGCGCAGGAGCACGGGGGCACCGGGAGGGACCUGCCACCACCCCGGGAUGGCACGGCCCAGCCUGGCGGGGGGACAAUGAAAAGCUGGGGGAGAGCAGAGGAGGACCUGGCCAAACCCACCCAGCAAGCACAGGGCUCUGGCGGCCAACAUGGGGGACACAGGGGGAGAACAUAUAUAUAAUUUUUUCUCUUUUCCAUUAAAAGCCAUUUCUCCAGAA
This is a messenger RNA of Columba livia (rock pigeon), 1363 nucleotides long. RefSeq lists its product as uncharacterized. Lineage: Eukaryota; Metazoa; Chordata; Aves; Columbiformes; Columbidae. The transcript has 2 exons. The coding region runs from base 199 to 1146 and encodes 315 amino acids. The record is from RefSeq and is a predicted model, not a curated record.